GGAAACCGGGGUUCUGUGUCUGUGCGUCAUAACUUUGAAGGGGGCAGUGAGGGAAAUAGCCCCAACCCGCCACUCCAGUCCCCCUCCCCCAGGCUCCUGGGUGUCCUUUUUCUCCAUCUCCUCUCCCCUCAUCUGUCCCACUCAUAUUUGUCUCUCUGUCCACCCACUCCUGGGGGGGCCUUCCCCAUCUCUCCUCCAGGCCCCCCAGGGAAGGGGAAAGGAGUUUGGGGCAGGGGUGCGUUGGUCUCUAUGGUUUUAUAUAUAAUAUAUUAAAAAAAAUCAAAAAUCUGUAUGAAAAAUAUCAGAUUGCACCCCUCCCCCAUUCCUGACUUUUGCCCUUUUUCUUGUUUUAGAAAAAAAAAACAAACAAACACCCAUUUUGUACGGGGUGGGGAGGGGAAGGGGGAGGGGGUUUUGGCAAUCCCACUAACCACCAUUAAACUGAGGAGAGAACAAACUUUUGGGGUGGCGUGUGUCUGUCCCCCUGCCCAGAGUUGGCCCAGUUGGAAGGAGGCGGGAGGGAAUGUGUGAUGGUCGCUGUUGGACAAGCCGGGCCAGGAGAGGAGCUGCUCUCUGAAGACACCCCUCACUUUCCUGAGAAGAUGGAUCUCCCGUGGCCAUUCUCCAGCCAAAUGCUCAGUCUUUUCAGUAGCCCCUGAGCUACUAAAAGAUUCAGUAGUCCAUGAACCUGGACUUCUUCCCACCUGCUCCCAAUCCAGACAUCUCCAGGGGAGCUUUCAAUUAUACUCCAUCCUGCUCGAAACCUCACCCAAUGACCAGAGAGAAAAUAUGGUGGGUCGGGAGCUUGCCUUGCAUGUGGCUGACUGGGGUUCCAUCCCUAGCAUCCUAUAUGAUCCCUAGGAGUGAUCCCUGAAUGCAGAGCCAUGAGUAAGCCCUGAGCAUCGUUGGAUGUGACCUAAAAAUCCCAAACAGAAAAACAAACAAAAACCCCAAGUUCCCCAUCAUCUCUUGAACAGGCUAAAACUCAGCCUGGCCUUCCAGCGCUUCUCAUUCCUUCCUUCAGAUUUUAGGUAAGUCAUGCUAACUCUGACUUCUUACUUUGUGUCUGGUGCUCCAAGACUGAAGCGCCAAGUUCUGGCAACAGGUCAACAGGUUAGGUAUUCUUCAAUUUAGCAUUAGUGUGGAAUCCAGUCGGAAGUUCCUUUUACCCCAGCUCCUACAACAGUCUACUCCCAGCCCUUCUUAAUUAAGCCACACUCCACUCACUUCCCUAAAGCAAAUCUGGAUGUGCUCUUUGAGAAAAGAUUAAGGAAAACCUCUCAGAUUUGCAUCUAGACUGAGAUCUGAAAGGAGUACUUUCCAAGAUAAAGUGCUUUCAGUCAGUGGGUUUAGGAAAACAAAAGACCUAGUCAGGAGUUGAGAAAUACCCUGCAAGGUUCUGGGGGAAAUGGGGCUAGAGAGCUAUGGGGGGAGAGAGGUGGGCCAACCCAGUGUUGUAGCCCCAGACUUCAAGAUGGAGGGGAUCCCGGGAGUCCUUUGUGGAGUGAAAGCUGGAAUGUGAGUCACUUUCCCCUGGCAGUUUGUAAUGCUUCCGGGGCUUCUAAUACUCUGCAUAAAGUCUGAGCUCUUAAGGUCACCUGGAGAAGCCGUGCCCUCUGCAGUUUGGUUUCAAGCACACUUAAGCUGCUUUCUGUUCCUUAAGCCAUGCACUCUCCCGCCCCUUUAGAAGUGUGGCCCUGUUCUCUGUGCCAAAAAUCUCCCAUUCCAAUUGGCUUCUAUUCAUCCUUGGCCCAUAGCUCAGGUUGGGGCAGGUGGUGUCUCACACACACAGCUUUCUGUGCUCCACUUCGAGGUCUGGCCACUCUGGCUUGUGUGGUUCUGAUUACUUGUGCCUCUUCUUUCUCUGACUUUGGGUGUGUGAGGACGAGGACCAGGCAAGCCUUGUUCUCUGCGGAACCUACAGUGCUCACCAGAUUGAGCCGGACACCUUGGUGAGCAAUAAAAUACUUAUGUUGGGGGACGAAGAGAUAGUACAGCGGAGAAGGCAUUUGCUCAACUCGGGUUCGAUCCCAGUUGUCCCAUAUGGUUCCCUCAGUCCCUCGAAGAGUAAUUCCUGAGUGCAGAGUCAGAAGUAACCCCUGUGCAUCGCUGGGUGUGGCCCAAACACCCCCUGUCCCCAAUAUUUAUGGGGGUGAGGAUGGGGUGGUUUGGUAAAGGUCUUGGCUCUUGGGUCCCAUUUUGGUUAAAUAAAGUGAUCAACUCAAGUCCAACCUCUCCUUGCUAGUCCGCAGUCUGUGUGCGCAUGCGCUUGGCUCAGGUAGCCGCCGCCCCGCCCCCGCAUAUGCUAAUCACCGCACUGUCGGGUCCUGCCUCUCAGGGAAACAUGCAAAUCAUCCACGCAGCGCCCGAGGCCUCCCCAUUGUCCUGCGCCAAUAUUAUGCAAAUAAGGCCCCAGUCCCGGGAUCGAAGCUGGCGGCCCUGCCCCUCCCCCCCGUAGGGUAUCCUAGUUUCUAGAGCCUUGAGGUUCGGCUCACGCACGCGCAAGCCCUGAAUUUUCUGGUUCCGGCAGGCUUGCGGACUGUACCAAGUAGACCCUGACGAUGAGGGGCAAAGUCCGGACCCCCUUUCGCGGGCGUCGACGUCGGCCCGACUCGGAGAGCCCCUCUCCCGAUGAUGCCACAGGAACGGUCCAUAAACGCUGCGCAAGCGCCCUCGGCUCCGUACGCCCCUCGCGCUCCCUCACGCCCCUCUGGUAGCGCAGGCGCAGGAGCCCGGGCGUGCAGCCGCCGCCGCCGCCGCCGCCGCCGCCGCCGCGUACUAGGAACGGGCACCGCCGCCGUCGCCGAAAAUGGACUGUUCCCGGGGUCCUGGAGAGAUGGUUCAGAGAUGGACUACGUGGCACUCCAUAUAGUCCCACGAGCCUGGCAGGAGUGAUUCUUGAGUGCAGAACCAGGGAUAAGCCCCUAGCACCGCCUUUGGCCUGCGUUAGAAAGUUGUGAGCAAAGUUGUGGCUGUGAAGAGCUGGCCGGGGAGGGACAUUGCCCAGCCGCUGCUCUGCUCCUGUCUCCAGUCCCCUCUCCCGGCCAUGACAGAGACCCGUGAGCCAGCUGAGACUGGGGGCUACGCCAGCUUGGAAGAAGACGAUGAGGACCUCUCUCCAGGCCCUGAGAGGUCCUCAGACUCCGAAUAUACCCUCUCAGAGCCAGACUCAGAAGAGGAAGAGGAAGAGGAGGAGGAGGAGGAAGAGACCACUGAUGACCCCGAAUAUGACCCUGGCUACAAGGUGAAGCAGCGCCUAGGGGGCGGCCGAGGGGGUCCAUCCCGCCGGCCCCCCCGAGCAGCCCAGCCCCCAGGGCCCCCUGCCCAGCCUUGCCAGCUCUGUGGCCGAUCACUCCUCGGGGAGGCACCACCGGGCACCCCACCUUGCCGACUCUGCGGCCCUGCUUUGGCCCCCCAGGAAGCACCAGGCCCUGAAGGCCGGGUCCUUGGGGAGGAAGAGGAAGAGCUGCCUCGGGCUGGGGAGGGCCGGCCCACAGGGAGGGAGGAUGAGGAGGAUGAGGAGGACGAGGAGGGCACGUACCAGUGUACCGAGUGUGAGGAUUCCUUCGACAACCUUGGGGAGUUGCAUGGCCACUUUAUGCUGCAUGCCAGGGGGGAGGUAUAGGCAGAGCCCCCUGACCCAGGGAGCUUGGCAGAAGGACUGGGAGGUGCCCAGGGGGCUGAGGAAACUGGGCUGUUCUCUGGGGUUGUGGCGGGAUGGGGGACCGCUCAUCUGUGUUGUGCUAGCAGUAGAUGUGUGAAGGCCGGAAUAAAAGCCAAAUUCUGUGUG
Sorex araneus (European shrew) is the source of this 3790-nucleotide messenger RNA. RefSeq names its product zinc finger protein 428 (gene ZNF428). Bases 3047 to 3625 code for a protein of 192 amino acids. The transcript has 4 exons. Lineage: Eukaryota; Metazoa; Chordata; Mammalia; Eulipotyphla; Soricidae. The record is from RefSeq and is a predicted model, not a curated record.